GUGUUGAUUUAGACAUAUAUCCAUGAUUUAGACUUCACAAUGGCAGAAGAUGCUGGAUUUGAAGGUAAUUUGAUGCUGCAGAGUUUAAUUGACGAGAUUAAUACGGCUGAAGAAGAGCUCAACAAUCUCAGGGCGGAGUUAAAGAACACCGUUUAUGUAGAAGGAGAAGAGAGCAUUCUUUCUCAGGCUCGUUUCCUGCAGGAAGAAACUCGUAUUUUGAAAUCUGCUCCCCCUGAUGGAUUUGUAGAGGAUAAGGGAGUUCAAUACUACUUAGCCCUUGGUAUACUUGAGAAACAGAUAAAGGAGCUCAGAAGUAUCACUAGUAUAAGUGAAAGUCAUAUCACGAGCAAUCAGCAGAUUUUAAAAGAACUUGAUUUAGUCAUCGCAGAACAAGAGAAACUCGUGAGCAAGAUGGAAAAUGUGGUUGCUGAAAGAACAAAAGAGGCCCUGACAGAUGCUGGAAAAGCCGCAGCGAGGAGAAAAGCGGAGAACGAGCUGCGAGCUACCAAGAUGAUCUACAGGGACUUCAAGACGUUCUUCCGUGAGUACCUUAACAAAGUGGGAAGCUUGGACCCCAGCAUAGAGGGAGAUGAUGUACCUGUGGGGUAUCUUCUACAGACCUUGUGGUCUACCUUCCAGGAGGAGGAUAGGGAAGGAUGGAUCAAUAUUCAGGAGUUAAGUUAUGAUGUGAGGAAGGAAGAUGUGCAGAAACUUCUUCUCUCUGGGAUAAUUCAGGAGAAGGAAGAUACAAACUUUAUCCAGUUGGUUGACUUUACCAUGCGAUUCUAAUCAAUCAAUCAAUCCAACAUGAAAACCUAUCAAGGAAACUUAAUGAUGAUGAGUUGAGGAUCGUGCAUAUUUUAAACAGUUUAAUUAUUGUGAUUUUACAACACCUGAGAUACCUGGUUUUUACGCUUUGAUACAGAAAACAGUAUUUUAUUUUCAUAUCUUUUCAGAA
Messenger RNA from Eurytemora carolleeae, 958 nucleotides. RefSeq lists its product as uncharacterized. NCBI's taxonomy places the organism in Eukaryota, Metazoa, Arthropoda, Copepoda, Calanoida, Temoridae. Bases 40 to 789 code for a protein of 249 amino acids. The record is from RefSeq and is a predicted model, not a curated record. The transcript is spliced from 10 exons.